Molecule: messenger RNA, 1499 nt
Organism: Cornus florida
Lineage: Eukaryota; Viridiplantae; Streptophyta; Magnoliopsida; Cornales; Cornaceae
Product: chalcone isomerase-like protein 1
Exons: 3
Coding region: 295-1197 (300 amino acids)
Molecular function (GO): intramolecular lyase activity
Source: RefSeq, a predicted model, not a curated record
AUUUAUUGAUUUUACACUAACUUAUCUACAAGCUACCUGAAACACAAUAAAGUGCACACCCUUACCUUCCCAAUCUAAUUGCUCAUUCCAAUGUAAACCAAAGAGAUACACCACCUCUAAAUGCAACUAUAGUCGUCACUCCUCUACACAGAAUUUAAUGCCCCUCUUAUCUUCCAUCACCUGUUUCUCCCUAUAUAAAUCUCCAUUGUCUUCAGAGAGCCAAUCAACACCACCACAAACACUAAAACACACACACUCAUCUUCAUUCUUUUGCUUAGCUCUCAUUGUUGAAGAAUGUCUACCACAGUGGAGGAUGUUUCUGCCAAGACUAAGAUGGUGGAGAUUGAGCCCAAGACUGGUGUUGUUUUGAAGACAAGGAUACCAGAAGAGGUGAAGGUGUGUGGCACUGAAGCCAAGAUCACCAAUGGCGAGACAGAGAAGAAGAUGAAUUGCGAGAAUGGAAAAGAACCAAAUGGGGACAUUGUCACACAGGAGGAGGCAAAGAAAGAAGAGAUUCCAGUUGAGGUUGAACCCAAGACAGGGGUUUCUUUUCCGGUUAAGCUGGACGAUGGGAAGCAGUUGAAUGCUGUUGGUUUGAGGAAGAAAAGCAUGCUUGGCCUGGGCAUCAAAAUUUAUGGCUUCGGGAUAUAUGCAGAUAAUGAGAAAAUGAAAGAUCUUCUGAGGUCGAAGUUUGGGAAAGCCCCAAGCAAAGCUACAAAGGAAAUGUAUCAAGCGGUAAUUGACAGUGAUGUUGGGAUGAUGGUUAAAUUAGUAAUUGUAUUUUCUGGCCUUACUAUGAACAUGGUAAGAAAGAACUUUGAUGAAGGUCUUGGAGCAGCCAUCAAGAAACUCACUGGUGGAAAGAAUGAGGAGCUCACUAAGAGGAUCAUGGGUGAGGCAUCGGAUGACAUAAAACUGGCAUCUGGUUCUGUAAUUGAGAUUUCUCAGGAAGCCGGAUACAUUCUCCAAACAAAAGGUAAAGGCCCAAAAGUGAGAAUUUACAUGUUAUGCAUUUGGCCAGUAUUGAAUUUAUCCAAAAAAAUGUUGUUGUUUGUGUGUGCAGUUAUGGGUGAGGUGGUGAGCAAGGUUGAAAGUGAACUACUGUGCAGGGCCUAUAUCUACAUGUAUUUGGGAGAGGACCCUUUUGACAAGGAAGCCAAAGAGAAAUAUGGGAUGUCCAUGCUCUCUCUCUUCUAAACACACACACAGCUUCUAGCUAGCAGUUUCUUGGUUAAUUUGCAAGGAAUAAGGCCCAUUGUUUACCUUUGUAGUGGCUAAACAAUUUCUUAAUAAGAAGGAUGAUGAGAGAGUGGUUAAAUUUCAUUACAAAAUACCAAGUGUUAUCAAUCCAACUAAUAUGUGUUUUGUGGAUCUUGCACAUGCAUAUCUGUGUAUGUGUGUAGUUGACUAGUUAUGUAUGACAUACACAAAUGCUAAAUUCCUCAAACAUUUAUAACAAAAAGGGAAAUUAUAUUUUUGACAGGUGGUCGAUUUUUCUA